UCAAAUUAAGAUGGCGGCCGUCGCUAUAGAGAGCCGUUUGCAAUUACAACAUCUGUUCAAAGACAUAUCUCCGAAGUUUGACCGCACAGAGUCAGAAAAUGUUGUGCAAUCUUUGAAAAAUAAUUAUGGAGGCAAAUUUAAUUCGCUAAGAAGUCAAGAUUUAUUGCAAUGUUUACAACUUCUUGCGAAGCAUGGCUAUGUGUCUGGAGGCAAAGUGAAACUAAUUGAAGACUACGUUGCUCCGAAAUCGAGCAAAGAAGAACUGAUCAAAGAAGCUAUAAGGAGGUUCAAGGCCUCUCGUCCAGCUGUUAAAGAGGAGGAAUUUCAAGGGCGGGACGAUGACAUUAAGGAGAUCACCAAAAAACUGGAGUCAAAAGAGGUCCCAGUUUUAAACUUGUUUGGGUCUUCCGGUGUUGGAAAGACAAGACUCGCCAACGAAGUUUGCUCACAGUGGCGAGGAAAUUAUCGAGUCUUUGAUCUUAGAGAAGUUAAGAGUAUAAAAGCGAUGUAUUACCACAUCCUUAGUUCCCUUGACCUUUCUGUUCCAGUCGGUUUCGUGAACCUGAACUAUGUUGUAAAAAAAGUUCACGAUAAGAUCAAAGAUUUGAAAAGUGGGGGGCAUUCCGUUCUGUUCUUGCUCGAUAAUGUGGACCGGUUUGCCACAGGACAAGAAAUGGAUAGGAAGAGCCUAAAAAAAGACUUUGUACAGUUCCUCGAACAACUUUUCGAACUUGAUGGCAAAGGAGAAAGAUGUGCAUUAAAGCUGCUGCUCACAUCGAGGAUUGAGUUCACAAAUGCCAAACUGGUGGAUAAUUUUAAAGUGAAGUCUCUAAAAACGUCAUCUUCAGAGAAAAUUCUUUUUCCUGCGGGAUCAACUGGUGUUCAAGUCCACCAGAAAGAUAAUCUAAUCGGCAUCUCCAAAGGAUUCCCAAUUGUUCUCAAAGGAAUGGGUGCUAUUUUGCGCCAGGAAAGAAAAUCUGCCGAUGACCUUAUUGCUGAAGUUGCUGCUACUCCGAAGAAAUCAAAAGUGCACGAGGAUGCUGAAGAAAUGUCAGUUAGUUUUGAAGAAGAAGGAGUUGAUGCAGGUCAGAUAUCUGUAAUUAGAGAAAUGUUUGCUACACUUCCAAGUGACCGUUUAAAAGUGACUGCAGUAGUAAUUUCCUUGUUUCAUGGGCCAUUCUCUGUGGCAACAGCUUCCGAAGUUCUCGGUAUUGACCAAUCAGAGGCUCUUGCACAGCUAGAGGGUCUUGUGGCCAGUGCAAUAAUUUCUGUAGUCGAUGAAGAAGCAAAAGAGAGGAAAUAUGACAUUCAUCCACUCUUACAAAAGUAUGCUGACAGUAUCAAGAGUGACGAACACUUUUCCGCAGCCUACAUGAAAGCAAAGGGACGCUAUUACGAACUCUUUAUGUCCAGGAUGAAGAAAAUAGCGAAACUUAUAGAUCCCGAGUAUGUCAAAGCAUUUCAUUUGUUUGACACUGACAGGGCAAAUUAUGAGUUUGUUCUUGAGAUCUCCUUACAACCAGAAUAUUUCAAAGUUCCAGGUGAAUUUCAUGAGAAUGCUUUGAUUGCAUCACUUUUCAUAGCAAUGCUGACUGAACGCAAAGUAGUUACCCUGUUUCAUUCCUGGGCUGAGAUGUGUGAAGAUGAUGGAAAAUCAGGUUCUCUUGGUAGAACACAGCUUAAGUGCUGGGAAGCCUUGCAAGUUGCAGACAUUCAUGGAACAGAGAAAGGAUUUGAAGUACUGAAGGAUGCUUUGGGUUCAAUGGAGAAAGUUGAAGAUCAAUCCACUGACACUUUCAAGCUCACUAAAGCCCUUUACUUGCACACUGAAGGUGAAAUCCUUUGGAGAAACAUUGAUUACAAGAAAGCUCUUGAAAGCUUGCAGUUGUCCUUGACAUUCUCAGAGGAGCUGCUAAAAGAGCAUACAGAUUUGGCAAGGUGCUACAAUGCUGUUGGAAAUUGUUACUCCCGCCUUAACCAGCCAAUGGAAGCACUUGAGUUCUAUGAAAAAGCCUACAACAUGCAAAAGAAAUUGGCUGGCUCUGAGUAUCAUGUUGAUAUGCCAAUGUACAAGCACCAAAUUGGCACAGCAUAUGAGGGUCUCCAAAAGUAUGACAAGGCGGUUGAAUAUUACAGAGAUGCAUUGAGACUUCUGGAAGAACUCAAUCUUUCAGGUUUAGGCGAUGAAGCGCACUUUUGCAGAGAAAUUGCCAAUGCCCUUCUGUGGCAGGGGAAAUAUUCAGAAGCAGCUGAACCUGCAAUGCGUGCUUACAACAUUAGGAAGAAACUUCUCAAAAAUCACCCACUUACUGUGCGCAGCAUUUUCCAACGAGCUAUCCUUCAGCACUGCUUGCGAGAUUAUGAGGGAGCCUUGAAACUUUACCUCGAAGCAUGGGAGAUGGAGAAGUCACUUGAUGUUGGGAACCACAGUGAGGUGUGGCAAAAAAUUAUCACUGGUGUGGAGGACAUGUGUGACUUUUUGAAGAAUGGAGAAAAGAAACAAACAUUUAGAAAAGAUGCUUUGAAGUUUUGUAAACAGUUUUGGAUAGAAAAGAAAAAGUCUCCACGAUUUGCUUUUAUUGAUUCUAACAAGGACAUUAUUGAUACCUUGAUGGAUCUUGUCAGUGAUGAGAAUGACAAGUAUGAAUUGCAAAAAGAACAGCUUUGGUUCUAUGAGGGUAUGUACAAUGCCACCAAGGAAGAACUUCAAAAGGACUGUGACCUGGAAACUGAAAGUGAUACACUUCACUACAUGUUGGAAGAAAUGACCAAGCUUCUCAACCAAAUGAUACACCUUUGUCAUCAACUUCAGGAUAACAAACGGGAGGAACUAUACACAAAUGAAUUACAGGCUGUAAAAGAUGGGAGAGUUCCAGAGGUGACAUCACACUCAAAAGCUCCAGAAGAAGAGAAGUCACUUGAGGUGGAAGAAUUUUCCUCCAGAUCAACUGAUCAAGACGUUCGCCAGAAGGAGGAGGCUGCAAGAAAAGUGGAUGAAAGAAAGACUGUCAUCAAGAGAGGUAAAAUUGCAGACGAGUCAGAGACUUGGAAUCUUGCAAAAGCUGGUGCAUCCAUCACAUUUAACCUUGGAGCGAUAACAAAAUCCUUGACCAUAACAUGUUCAUUAUGGACCCCCGCAGCCCUUUCUCCGCCCAUUGGUAGUAAUGAGCUCUUGGUAAGCAAUGUGAUUGAACUGUCUCAUGAUGGCCCACCUGAUCUGGAGUUCAUGGAAAAUGCUUCGGGAAGCAUAAAUGUAGCUUUGUUGCACAGUGCCUCUAACUUCAAAGGGUACGAGGUGGUUAUAAAGCAGUUGGUUGACCCCGAAUACAACGAGUGGGAGGAUUUGGAGACAAAAAACAUUUGGCAUUCGUCAGUACAUCCAACCGUCCCCAAUUGGACGUGCCCUUCCGCUGAAGCUUCUUGCUCGAAAAGGUGGUUUUCCUCGUUUGCAGCAGUCUGGCGCCUCAAGUCUUUUGUCUUUCCUAAGCCUACGUCUAAGACCUCUGAGUUUAUCUGUUCACUGCCAGACUAUCCAAAUGUUAGUGUUGCGAUUCCAUGGAAUUCUUUGCCUGCCGAUACAGACUUUUCUUUAACUCUAAAGGUGCAAGAAGCGCCAACCAUCGACCACGAUGUGGAAGGAAUGUUUGUUGGUCCGAUUCUUCACAUUUCGUGCUCAAACAAUGUGAAGCUGUCAGUGCCAGCGAAAAUCAGCCUCCCGUUGGCACUCACGGACGGUGAAAUAGAGCCAGCGGAGCUGCAUUCAGGUCAAGUGAAGAUACUACAUUUCAAUUCGAGAGAGGAAUCACAAGAAUGGACGGAUAUCACAGAUCAUUUGGAUAUGCCUGUAGUCCUUAGAGAUGGAAUAGUGACGUUUCAAGUCAAAACUUUCUGCCGGUUUUGGCUUUGGUUGUUGAAGACGUCCACCAGCAUUCCAUGGAAAUGGGUCAGGAUCCUACAGCGUGGAUUCAUGCAACAACACGCUGGGUUUUUAGCUUGCUUAUGUGAGGAUACAGUAUCCUUGAGAUACUUGCUGAAAAUGCUUUGUUUUCCGCAGCACCUAAGGUCCAGGUUGAAUAGCGAUAUUUCUUCAAGAUAUUUUGUGAAUAUGCAAGGAGAGGGAACCUCGCAGAAACCUCUGUCAUGCGGUGAUGAGACAUAUGUGUCUCUUUCAAAUGGAUUUGAAGUGCAUGGAAAGGGAAAUGUAGAGGACAUCGUCUUAAAGUUUCUUGGUCACGAACCUUUUGAGCAGAAUCUGCGUGUUAUUAUUAAAGACCCGGGUGAUCUGCAAGUCGACUUCCUAAAAUUGCUGGGAGACAAGGAGAGAAAAAAUUCCCCAAUAUUAUGUCAAGUGCCCAUCAUUCCAAGAUCUCCAGUACAGCAUCCUGCUCCUGUCACCUUUGAUUUUGAAGAAAGAAUUGGUAUUUCCGCUCAAAGUGUGAAAGAUUCAAGUGCAAAGCAACCAACUGUGGAAUCAUCGUCAUGCAGCCCUGUUGCAGCUCCUAAGAAGAGGAAACGCCAAUCAGUUAUCCAUGAGGUUAAAGAUGGUGAACCAUCAGAUUGCGAGUUAGAGGAACUGUCUCUGGAACUUGGAGAAAAAUGGGAGGAAUUAGGAAGACGCCUGGGAUUCAACCAAGCUGCAAUAACUAACUUUGAUGAAGACAAUAAUAAGUUGGCAAAGAAGGCUUUUAAAAUGUUAAUGGCUUGGAAACAAAAAGAAGGCUGCGAGGCCACUUACACAGCUUUGUACGAUGCCUUGCGUCACAAAUUGGUGAAAUGUAAUCGUCUAGCAGAACUCUUUUGUUGCGAAGAAAUUGAAGACAAUGCCUCUCCUUAGUCUAAAUACUGAGUCGUUUCUGUAUUAUGCUAUGUGUCUUUGUGAGUACUCCAAAGAGCGUCUGUGUCAAGCAUUCGCGCUCAAUAAGUUGUUCAUUUUCCUUGCGCUGGAAGAUUGGGAUAAAAUUAUCUUUAGAGAAUAGAUAUUUACUCGUAUUUUUUGCACUCAAGAACCACUGGCUAAAGAACACUGAGGUCGGAAUUCUCUCCGAUGUCCAGAACGACAGAGUUCAACAACAUUUGUGCAAGCGUUAGACUUGCGCGGAAAACGGAUUUUGAGUCGUUUGCACGUUCUUUUUUCUCACCUGUUGCCUCGAGGCGUUGUUUCCUUGCCGCUUUUAUUUUAUAGAACAACUUCCAAAAAAUUUGUACACCCCCUAAAUAGUUUCAAAAUGUAAUUUUCUUCUUAAAAACACUGGAAACAGGAAAUUCCUUCAACGACAACAAAAUGCCUCGAUUUUAAAUUCCAGCCCUUAAUUUCUCUGCAAAUUUCGCUGAAUCUUAACCUCGAGCGCUUGAGCCCGUGACGUAGCAUUUCGUUAUUCAGCUCUGUUUUCCAGAACGUGUUAAGCACAUUACCGCCGUGAAGCAUCUUAUUUAAUACCUAACGGCUUGACUUUAGAAUGCAUUUUCUCCUUACCAUUCUGUUCAUUUCCUAAGGAACAGACAUGGAAAAUUGGUUUAACAAUCAAGAACUUCCUAAGUUUUUCUGUGCUAAUUCACCUUACAAUAAAACAACCACAAAACACAA
Messenger RNA from Pocillopora verrucosa, 5584 nucleotides. RefSeq lists its product as uncharacterized. Lineage: Eukaryota; Metazoa; Cnidaria; Anthozoa; Scleractinia; Pocilloporidae. Gene Ontology annotation, molecular function: ATP binding; protein binding; ATP hydrolysis activity. Gene Ontology annotation, biological process: signal transduction. The record is from RefSeq and is a predicted model, not a curated record.